UUUCUUCCCCUCCCUUGAAAGUGGAUGAGUUGCUUAAUUAGUUAGAUAUACAUAUACAAUAAAAUAAAAAAUUCCAACCCAACAAAUUGCCUUGUCCUUCCGCCAUCAGUUCUCUUUCUUCCACUAAAACACACACGCGAACGCCUGAACCAAACGCACGCACGUACGCUCUUCCUUGCCUAUAUAUAAAAGGAGUGAUAAUAAUUUCUUCUAAGUUCCUACCUGUAGUCCGUACACUCUGUAUCUCUCUUCCCAACUCUCGUUUCUCACCUCCCACCGAAAAAUGGAUAAUCUCAAGUCACAUCCUCCACCGUUAGCUCUAGACAACCUUCGAGUCAUCAAAGUAUUAGGUAAAGGUGCCAUGGGAACUGUCUUUCUAGUCUAUGACACGUCACAUGACCCUUCUGCUUUAUCUCCUUUCGCUGUCAAAGCUGUCGACAAAUCAAUUUUUCCUUCUUCAAAACCCGACGCUGACCGCCGUGCUCGAUGGGAAGCCUCUGUGCUUUCCAGUUUCCGCCAUCCGUUCCUCCCUACACUCCUCGGAUUUUCCGAAACCUCCGACAUUCUUUGUUACGCUGUCCCUUAUUGCCCUGGUGGUGACCUUAAUGUCCUACGUUACAGCCAAAGCGACCAUGUUUUUCCUCACUCUGUUAUCCGUUUUUACUUGGCUGAAAUUGUGCUAGCUCUUGAACAUCUUCAUAGCUUAGGCAUUGCUUACCGUGACCUAAAACCUGAAAAUAUUCUUAUCCAACAAUCAGGUCAUGUUACCUUAACAGAUUUCGACCUUUCUAGAAGUUUAACUCCAAAAAAGAAUCUAAAUUCCUUGGAAUUCUAUUCAGAUCCAGAAAAUGAUGACAAUCUCCCACCACCACCGACACAAUCCAAAAGAUUUAAACAAUUUGCUAAAUUAAUCCUUCCAAAGCGAAAGUACACAUCCGCGACCAUUACUAGAAAUGGACCAAGGAAAGUGAAAAGUGCACGUGUAUCGCCCGUGAGCAGAAGGAAUCCUGGUUCAUUCUACGAACUUUCAAAUUCAUUUGUAGGUACUGAAGAAUACGUAGCUCCAGAAAUUGUACGUGGGGAAGGCCAUGAAUUUUCAGUAGAUUGGUGGGCACUUGGAGUUUUAUGUUAUGAAAUGUUAUACGGAGCAACACCGUUUAAAGGGAAAAAUAGGAAGGAAACGUUCAGAAGAAUAUUGAUGAUGGAGCCAGAGUUCAUCGGGAAGAAAAAUGCUUUGACAGAUUUGAUUGGAAAAUUACUUGAUAAAGAUCCUACGCGCCGGCUUGGUUACCGGAGAGGCGCGUCGGAGAUAAAGGAGCAUGAGUUUUUUCAAGGGCUAAGAUGGGAUUUACUAACGGAAAUUGUACGACCGCCGUUUUUACCGUUAAAAGAAGUAACGGAGUUGACGGAAGAAGUGAAGAAAUGUGGGAUUAAAAUAACGGAGUAUGUUCAGAAAUUGAAGGCACCACCGUCACCGUUAUGGUCACCGUCACAUGAUGAGUGGAGACGUAACGUUUCUUUCACGGAAUUCUAACACACGUGUAAAGAAUAUGGGACGAGUAGUGAUAUUUUACCAUUACUGAGUACAUUUUUGUAAAUAAACAUUAAUCUUUAAUGAUUAUAGAACAUAAUAAUUAGACCGAAAUGAUGUAUAUUAGCUGUCUAUUAUUGUUAGAUCUAAAAAGAGUUGUACAUUUUGAAGAUGCUAAUGAGGAAUAAAGAUGAUUGGGAUGAAGAUUAUAAUAUUUGAGGGCACAUUUGUAAUUCAA
This is a messenger RNA of Capsicum annuum, 1769 nucleotides long. Its product is annotated as serine/threonine-protein kinase UCNL. Gene Ontology annotation, biological process: protein phosphorylation. Gene Ontology annotation, cellular component: plasma membrane; nucleus; cytoplasm. The transcript has a single exon. Lineage: Eukaryota; Viridiplantae; Streptophyta; Magnoliopsida; Solanales; Solanaceae. The record is from RefSeq and is a predicted model, not a curated record. The coding region runs from base 284 to 1534 and encodes 416 amino acids. Gene Ontology annotation, molecular function: protein serine/threonine kinase activity; ATP binding.